AUGGAUUUGCAGCUUCGCCUUUUCCGUCGUCAGUAUCUGCAGCUCGUCGAGCCAGACUUUCUUGCCUGGCCGCCAAAACAACUUCUUCGAGACGCAAGUGUUCAGACGUGGCUCUACCGGGCUCUAUUUAACUCUGAUAGAGUAGCGAGGCUUCCACCAGAGCGCUACCAACUUCGUGUCCUCAAGCCAUUGCUCGCCAGAAUCGAGCAGUCCAUCGAGGAUCCCGAGGAAGAUGAGAUCUCAGACCAGCUUAUGUCGCAUCUUUCCGCACUUAUGGCUACAGCGCUGCCUUCCGAGAUGGCUGCUGCGCAACGGAAAACGUAUGUCACGUUCACCUGCAUAGGACCAGGCCAAGCUGAAGUAGGCGAGACGGACGAUCCUACAAUCACCCUUCUGGAGCGGAGACACUUGAUAUCCGGCUCACAGACUACAGGCUUCCGGACAUGGGAGGCUGCUUUGCACCUUGGCUCGUACCUAUUGACUUCGCAGGGCUCAGAUAUUGUACGUGGAAAAAGCAUACUCGAGCUUGGAGCAGGAACUGGCUUCCUUUCCGUUCUCUGUGCCAAACAUCUUCAAGCCAAGCAUGUCACGGCGACGGAUGGCGACGAAGGCGUAGUUGAGGCGUUGAGGGAGAAUCUGUUCCUCAACAAUCUCGAUGACGAGCAGCGAGUGCUUACGAGCAUCCUGCGUUGGGGCAGAGGGUUGAAAGGGACUUGGGUUGAGGAAGACUGUGAGGCUUGGCCGUAUGACGUUGUCAUCGGAGCUGACAUUACGUACGACAAGGUCGCCAUCUCAGCGUUGAUCGCUACACUGCGUUUCCUCUUCGAUCUGCGGCCGUUCCUAAUCGUAAUCAUUUCUGGCGCGGUGAGGAACGCAGAUACAUACGAUGCGUUCCAGCAAGGUUGCACGCGAGCCGGCUUUGUAGUCACAGAGGUGGACUUCCAUGCGAAGCCCUUGCGUGAGCAGAAAGCGUUAUUCUAUGCAACAGCAGUACCAAUGAAAAUGGUAAGCAUCACAAAGCCGCGACCGGAUCAAACCUAGUAUAUUGCGUCACUUUGAGACAGAGUAGUUGAUCUAGCAUUUGUGUGUGAAAACUAUAUUCCUGCUUAUGUUGAAUAUGGUCAUACACUGCUUCCUUUCGCAUCGAAGAGCACGGAUAAAGCGGCUAAUCUUCGGCACGCUCAAGAAUUGGUAUAUAUGAACAUAAGAAAUUUUUAGCGACAAUCCAAG
Molecule: messenger RNA, 1230 nt
Organism: Baudoinia panamericana UAMH 10762
Lineage: Eukaryota; Fungi; Ascomycota; Dothideomycetes; Mycosphaerellales; Teratosphaeriaceae
Exons: 4
Coding region: 1-1041 (346 amino acids)
Source: RefSeq, a predicted model, not a curated record